GAACUUUUUGGCAUCAGUGAAGGUAAGGUAACAUUAGCGGGACGUGGGUGGAAAAUAAGGGGUUGGUCCAGCCAGGGUUCGGGUUCUGUAGUGCGAUUCGCAGAUUUGCAAGUCUUACGCUACAAGGUAUUCUUGUGCUUGGGAACCACGAGUUCUCCGGUCUCAGUCACGGGUUCGGGCUUGAGGCCGCUUAACGCUUGGCAGAAGAAUCAUCAUUAGCCAGCGGGCUGGUGCUAUUACACCGCACCAGGUGGGAUGAUCCAGCCUCCGACCUGAUCAUGCUCGACUGCACGUUGUUGUCCGCCAUCCCAGAAGCAGCACGCGGAAUCGUCGAGGCCAAAGUCAACGACUUCAAGGAGAUCAGCCAGUGGACGGCCCAACGCCACGGCGCAGUUCACGAUGAUGAAGUCGCACUGCUGCGGGAGCAGGUCAAGCAGGUUACAAGCAGCCUGAUAAAAAGACGCCUUCUUAUCGCCACACACCACGCUCCCUGCAUCGAGAGCACCUUCCGUCAAGAACAUGACAGCAACCCAUGGGUGACCGCCUUCGCAACGGAGCUGGUGAAUCAACACGGAGGGAAGGGUGUCAAGACGUGGGUGUUUGGCCACACACAUUACUCGGCCAGUUCUUGCGCAGCGGCAUCAGGCUGAUGUCCAACGGGGGGGGUAAUGUCUUCCGGGCGGAGCGCAGAGGGAAGCGAGGAAGGUUGGGCUUGGUUUUGACGCUGGUCUGACCAUUUCCGUAUAAUGACUGACAGCGCGUGGCCGAAACGUGCUGUGAUAGGAGAGUGUGAUGUUUCGGUCGGAGUCGCGGGUCGUCGGAAUUCCAUUUGGUCACAGGGUGCAUGAGGCCAUGGGAAUGUUCGAGGUCCAGGACACGCACUAAGCGAAGUCGUUACUGUCCGCCGCGGGCGUUUCGAAUGUCGGCAGACUCGUAGCCCGCGGCUGGGCUGCUAUCGGCAACACAUCGCUUGCAGGGUCUUCGCCGGUGUACUCCGUCAGGCAUGUAGCUUGAUUUGAGUUUCCCGCUGGGUUUGGAGGGACGGUAGGGUAAUGGACGCCAGGAGCUGUAUCAAGCGCGUCCUGUCUAAUCUCCCGUUGUCCGUCGUUUGCGGUGUGUGUGUCGGUGCGGGAUCGGAAU
Molecule: messenger RNA, 1140 nt
Organism: Parathielavia appendiculata
Lineage: Eukaryota; Fungi; Ascomycota; Sordariomycetes; Sordariales; Chaetomiaceae
Exons: 1
Coding region: 279-650 (123 amino acids)
Source: RefSeq, a predicted model, not a curated record